ACGGAACUCGGGAAGAAAACCCUUCGUACUGAGAUUUACAAGAAAGGAGCCAUACGCAGUGAAUCCAAGCAAAGGGUUCUUGGAACUUGAAUGUCCUUACGACUCUUCAUUUCUAGUGUACCAAUAAACUCCUUAUUUUUGGCUAGAACCAAAUUUGUUCACAGAGCUUCAAUCUUAAACUUCCUUUGCGCAAAGAAGAGUCCUUUUGUUCUUGGCAAACAAUACAUUGCUGUAUCAUCAAGAAAUAUGUCUUCUGGAGACAAGAGGAAAAGCUCGGGUUCUGGAGAAAGUCCUUCCAAAAAAGCGAAAGUAGAAAACGGUGCUAGCUCCUCCUCCCAAGAUGGAGCAGGGAGUGAAGACUUCCUGCAGCAGAUAGCUGACAGGAGGACGGGUGUGUGUGAGUCGGUCGCUGGGUUCAAGUUCAACAAGAAGAGAUGUCGUCAGAUGUCUGAUGGUGGAGACCUGAAACAGAACUGUGGGGGGAUUCUCUACUGGAUGUCACGGGACCAGAGGGUGCAAGAUAACUGGGCCUUGUUGUUUGCCCAGCGGCUGGCCCUCAAACACAAGGUUCCCCUGUACGUGUGCUUCUGUCUGGUGCCAAAGUUCCUGGAUGCAACCAUCCGACAUUAUGGCUUCAUGCUGAAGGGACUAGAAGAGGUGGAGAAGGAACUGACAGAGCUGGACGUGAGUUUCCACCUCCUGACCGGCCAUGCUGUGGACGUUCUGCCAGAGUUUGUGUCUGAGAAGAACAUCGGUGGUGUGGUGACAGACUUCUCACCACUCAGGACUCCCAUGAAGUGGGUUCAUGACCUCGCAGGGAAACUGCCCAGUGAUGUUCCUUUUGUUCAGGUUGAUGCUCACAACAUUGUACCGUGCUGGGAAGCAUCUCCUAAGCAGGAGUACGGAGCUCGCACCAUCCGUAACAAGAUUCACAACCAGCUGUCCUCCUACCUCACAGAGUUCCCUCCUGUGUGUAAACACCCUCAUCCUACUAAAGACAAACCUGAGCCUACAGACUGGGCUGCAGCCAGGGCCAGCCUGAAGGUGGACAUGACUGUUGCCGAGGUAACCUGGGCCACGCCCGGCACCACGGGGGGUCUCCGCCAGCUGGAGUCCUUCUGUAAGCAGAGGCUGAAGAACUUCGGCACCGACAGGAACAACCCCAACAAACGGGCUCUCAGUAACCUGUCACCAUGGAUUCACUUUGGUCAGAUCUCUGUACAGAGGUGUAUCCUGACAGUGAAGAAGUACAGGAGUAAGUAUAAGGAGUCUGUGGAUGCCUACAUUGAGGAGGCCAUCAUCAGGAGAGAGCUGUCUGAUAACUUCUGCUUCUACAACCAUGACAAGUACGACUCCAUCAAAGGUGCAGCUGCCUGGGCCCAGAAGACCCUGAAGGACCACGCAGGUGACAAGCGGGAGUACCUGUACAGUCGCGAACAGCUGGAACAGGCUAAGACACACGACGACCUGUGGAAUGCUGCUCAGAUCCAGUUGAAUAAGGAGGGAAAGAUGCAUGGGUUCCUGCGCAUGUACUGGGCUAAGAAGAUCCUGGAGUGGACUGAGUCCCCGCAGGUCGCCCUGAAGGAAGCUAUCUACCUUAACGACAAGUACAGUCUGGAUGGGAGGGACCCCAACGGUUAUGUGGGCUGUAUGUGGUCCAUCUGUGGCAUCCAUGACCAAGGCUGGGCAGAACGCCCCGUCUUCGGCAAGAUUCGCUUCAUGAACUACAACGGCUGCAAGCGCAAGUUCGACGUGGCACAGUUUGUCACCAAGUACAAGGCCAAGGGAUUUCUGAAGAAGUAAAUCCACAACCUGGAUGUGCUAUGUGUUGGUUGUACAUGUAUGAUUAAUCAAUUAUGGGUUUCACUUAGAGUAGUAGUUUCUGUAACAGUUCAUAAACAAUUUUUAAAAAGAAAGUGGAAGAAAAUACGCACAAGAAGAAUAUUGGGAGUGUGUUUGAGAUGAUAACUUAAGUUGUUAAUUGUUCCUUUAUUGCUCAAGUUGUAUGCCAGUAGUUUGUGCAAAGACCUCAGGACAUGAAAUACGCACAAAGGAAUAUCGUGAGUCAUACUACGACAAGUAUGACAGAUAUGUCUGUUUGUCAUAAAGUGAUAAAUUUGACACUGGUGUAUGUUGCGUGCAUACAAGUUGUAUGCCAGUAGUUUGGAAAUGAAAUACGCAUAAUGGUAUAUCAUGACUAGUGACAAACAUGACAAAACAAAAGUUAUAUGUCUGUUCUGUACAUCUAAGUUUUAUGCUAGUAGUUAACAGUAUGUGAAGAUGUUGAAAUGAAAUACGCACAAAGGUAUAUCAUGAGUCAUAUAGUGACAAAUACUAUACAUAU
Branchiostoma belcheri (Belcher's lancelet) is the source of this 2344-nucleotide messenger RNA. RefSeq names its product deoxyribodipyrimidine photo-lyase-like. NCBI's taxonomy places the organism in Eukaryota, Metazoa, Chordata, Leptocardii, Amphioxiformes, Branchiostomatidae. Gene Ontology annotation, biological process: photoreactive repair. The transcript is spliced from 11 exons. The record is from RefSeq and is a predicted model, not a curated record. Gene Ontology annotation, molecular function: deoxyribodipyrimidine photo-lyase activity. Bases 91 to 1803 code for a protein of 570 amino acids.